Botrytis porri is the source of this 1507-nucleotide messenger RNA. RefSeq lists its product as uncharacterized. Gene Ontology annotation, molecular function: nucleic acid binding. The record is from RefSeq and is a predicted model, not a curated record. Lineage: Eukaryota; Fungi; Ascomycota; Leotiomycetes; Helotiales; Sclerotiniaceae. Bases 469 to 1272 code for a protein of 267 amino acids. The transcript is spliced from 2 exons.
AUUGAUAAGUUUCAAUAUGUAAUGAACGACGGAAAUUUAUUACUAUUGAGAAGUCUCUCUGGGUCUAGAAACUAUGAGGACGCGGCGGAUGCGGCCGCUCUGCUGGCUACGAGUGAAGUGCUCAAUUCUAGGCUUUUGAUUGGUUCAUUAAAAUCUUCCGACCUCCGAUGCUCUCCAAAAGCUGCCCAAAAUUUACCCAAGGCUGGAUAAUGCUUCAACCUAAGUCCUCUCAAGAUGUCGAGUUGAUAUUUCCAGAGUCUUCCUUCAAAGGUAAACAAAUAAUAUCUUCACUCUUUAUUAUAUGACUUCUUUCUAUUCCAUUAGCGAACCUCGCACAUUCAUCCCUUGACUGUAUCUCCAAGCUACCAUACUUUUUCUCAUCUUGCAAGCUGGAACUUUCACCUUAAUCUUCAUACUCAAAGAUAUAAUACAGCGCAACUUCGAAUUUCAAUACCGACAAGGACGAGAAUGGCACGAACCAAGGGCGCAGCUCGCAGAGGCGAAGCGGGGCAUGAGUUUCGAGAGAAUAAAAAGCGCAAACGCGAACUGGCAGAGGGUGCCUCAAGAGACAAAGGAAAUUUCCCCUCCGUCUUCCAGGAACAAGAUCGACCCUCGAAAAAAGCAAGAGCAACUACAACUGUUACCAAGAUAUCUUCUCAUCAAUCUCCCUGUGUUGCUCCAGACACUCAAGAUCGAGCACAAAAUGACCUUUCCUCUUCCGUCCCAGCAUCGUCCACACCUGGAGGGCAGCGUCAAAUUCCUGCACCUCAUGAUCUAAACCACACACACCGAACAACCGAACUGUCUAUCCUUUCCUCCUCGCAGAUCCAAAAGAAAGCCUCGCGCAUCCUCUCGAUCCUCAGUACCUUUUCCUUCUCAGAUCCAGCACCCCACGUCGUGCUUUUAUCUGCCAAAGCACCUGUUGCAGGCAAACUCAUUACUAUUGCAGAGAUAGCUAAGCGGGAAUUGGCGAAGAAUGGCGCCAAGUGGUUUCAAUAUAAUGUUAUUGGAGAAUUAACUGCUACUAUUCCGAGUAAUACUGCAGAAGCUGAGAAGACUGGAGAUGAGAAGGAUGGAGACACAGAGAUGAAGGAUGGGGAAGAAGAAGAGGAGGAAGCUUUUGAAACCAUGAAAACUCCAUUUGAGAGAGCACUCGAGGCAGAAAAUAGACCUAUGAUUCGAGCUGUGCCUACGUUUACUCUCUAUCUAUCUCGAGUUAGGAUUGAAAGCUUGAAGAAGAUGUAUGGAGAGCAAACUAAUGCCUUGACUUGAUCGAGCCAUCGCACGGCUAGAGGAGAGGAAGGGUGUAUUAUACCAUGACCGAAUGGAUGGACCGUAAUUGAAAAGGAACUUGGCGUUUGACGGACCCGGGAGGAAAUAUUCAUAGAUGGAGAUACCCAAAUACUUGCUUUCAAGGGUAGCAGGAUGGUAGUGAUAUCAGCGGGGGUGCAUACACAUCAGCGCACACUCAGCGAUGCACCAAUACAUAAUAUGAAAGCCUUAGCCC